Molecule: messenger RNA, 14979 nt
Organism: Pelmatolapia mariae (spotted tilapia)
Lineage: Eukaryota; Metazoa; Chordata; Actinopteri; Cichliformes; Cichlidae
Gene: abca12
Product: ATP-binding cassette, sub-family A (ABC1), member 12
Exons: 73
Coding region: 1-14712 (4903 amino acids)
Biological process (GO): transmembrane transport; lipid transport
Cellular component (GO): intracellular membrane-bounded organelle; membrane
Molecular function (GO): ABC-type transporter activity; apolipoprotein A-I receptor binding; lipid carrier activity
Source: RefSeq, a predicted model, not a curated record
AUGGCCUUCUUUCGCCAACUUCAACUUCUUCUCUGGAAGAAUAGACUGGCAGUAAUUAGACGGCCAGUAUGGUCCCUGACUCUGAUCGCCUGGCCUUUGAUCAUCUUCAUCAUCCUUGCUGUGACCCGCCACCAGUUCCCUCCUGUUGUGAGGGAAACAUGUUAUGUGGGUCCCCGAAACCUCCCCAGCACAGGCUUAUUUCCUUUCCUCCAGACCCUCAUGUGCAACACAGAUAGCAGUUGCCAUAACACAUCUCGCCUGGUAGAACCAACAACAUCAAAGUCGAGGAGAGCAAGGUACCUUCUUCGUCAGUAUAAGAGUUCUCCACUGGAGAGUCUUGGUCAAGUGGGGGAUUUUCUUAACCUUCUCCCCAACGACUUCACCAAUGAUCAUGCAGAACUGGUUAAACUGCUGGACAAUUUGGGCACGUCUCACCAUGGAAGUCCUAAAAAUGAUCCUGUAACGACUUUUUUCAACAGUACUGAAGAUCAGGAGAACCUGGAUAACAUGCUUGAGUCAGCCAACCUGUUAAAGAGGGCCAUUUGCACUGUGACUCUGCCCAUGCUGAAUGAAAGCUCACUAGAUGUUUUCACCAAUGCUGUGUUCACUUUCUGCAAGACCAAUAACACAGUGUUCGAAGUCUCACUCUAUACAGUCAAUCAGGUACUGGAAGAGUGGAUGCUGACCCAACCAGAGGAAAUGAUGGAGGUGGCAUGGGUGACAGUGACAUUCCUCAAUCAGCUGCAAAAUGACAACUUGCUAUGGGACCGUCUUCUAGCUCUUCCUCAGCUCUUUUCAGAUGGUUCUAUUGACCAAAUGCUGAGAACACUGGAAGACGUACUCAAGCACCUACAGGGUGAUGCAUAUACCAUUGAGGAAGAUUUCCCUGAGACCAGUGGCCCGCUCUCCAAGUCUGAUUCAUUUCUUGCUGAAGCCAUCAGAGUGAUCACCUAUAUCAAUCAUUGGCCUGGCAAAAAUGUCACCAUUCCCCUUGGAGAACUGGUCACAAAUGACUCACUAGGUACAACGGUGAAAUACCUCGUAGAAAAUGUUUUGGAUUAUGAGAUACCACUGGAUAAGGCUUUCGGCCUGAUGUUGGACAAAGAUCUGGUGCGUUCUUAUCUGUGUGAUAACAGCAGCAACAUCUUGUGGUCAGCAACAGCGUGCAGCUCGGGAAUUGUGGACAAGGUUCUAAGCGUGAUCAGCACAGAAAAAGUGGCAAAACAGGUUUUCCUGGCCUGGAUUAAGGAGGUUGCUAAACAUGACGUGCUCUUUGCCAGAGGACUGGUCUACAAUCUGACUGGAGAUUUCUCUUCAGGAGAAUCUGAAGCCUCCAACAUCACAAGGACCAGGCGCAGCUCAGAUACAGAACCACAAAACGCAGAGGAAGAGCUGUUUCUGAACAUCGGUCAGGCAGCAUUGGAGCUUGUACAAAAUGUGCCUGAGGCGAAUACGGUUGUCCGGGGCAUCCUCAGAACUGGUUAUCAGUCCAUGACGCUAGCGUCAGAGACCAUUGAGACGCUAAAAGACAUUCUAGAAAAUGUCCUGGAAGAUGCUAAUAACAUCCAAAUGAUUUAUCAUACGUUGCUGACAAACCAGUCCGAGUCACACGCUUUAAUGGACCGUGUCCUCAACAGUGUGAUGGAAGUAGUUAUGAAGGUGAUGUCAACUGAGGAUGUAAGAUGUGAAGAAGUUCUUGCUUCCUUGGACUGGCUGUUAUCCAUCAAUAGCAUAAAAACUGAAGUAUGGACAGCACUGAUCUGCCCCAACAACGGGAGUCUGCAACAAGCUUUGCUGAUGGACUGGGAGGACUUGAUUAAAAAGGGACAAGAUCUGUACUCCAUCCUAACAGGCAAAGCAGAUUUCAACGUAACACUUCCCAUGAUUCUGUCUCAGUGGCAAGAGCUGAAUGAGGAGAGCUUGGAGUUUGCUGAGCUUUUGACCAAAAUGACACAAAAGCUGGAUGAAGAAUACUGGAUGAACUGGAUACCCGACAACAACACCCAUCUUGUGUGGUUUAUGAUCAGUCUUGGUGAAAGAAUUGAAAAUAGUGAUCAGUGGCCACCGGUAAAGGACUACUUCCACAUUGCUUACUGGAUUUUGAACUACCACCCUGAUGUCACCACUCAGCCAGCAAACUGUUCUUUGAACAAGAACUUAGCCCUUCAUUGUGACACUGGUUUUGACUGGCCACACUUUGUUCAAGCAAUGACUCAGGCUCUGAUGUCACCAAGUGAUGCCCUUGUAAACUGGCUCAAAGGAUCUGUGAAUCUACUGCAACAUGUGUAUGGUGAAAUCUAUACAAACGAGACAGCUGUAUAUUUGAAACAGGAAAUCAAAGGAGCUGAUGCCCUCUCUGAUUACCUGAUUAAUCUGAUGCAUAACCUGGAUGAAUUCCUCAGUACAAUCUCCCAGCUUCCCAAUCAAAACAUCACUAACCCAGCUACCAUGUCUCUAAACAUUCAUGCCCUGUUAGAGUCCACGGGUUUGUCAUCACUUGUUCCUCUGCUCAGCCAAGAGUCUCCCCUUAAUGCCUCCACAAUCCUUGCUGUAGCCUCCAAACUUGGCAGGUUAAACCAGCAUAUUUUUACCUUGAAUGAAACAGACCCAACAUUGCCUGAACUGGAAGAGCUGAUAAGGGAGUUCCUCUCUUUGGAGGGUAACCUCACAUUGUCUCUCCCAAACAUCAUGGGACACACUCUGCUUACCUAUUCUGAUUACUUCCAUUCUGAUGAAGUGGACAGUCUCAUAAAAGCAAUUGAGCCUUUCACCAACCAGACCUCAGUGGGUUUUGUAGAAGCUAUCAUCAGUGCUGUGGAGCUGUUCAAGACAGUGAUGGACUCUCAAAAUGGUGACCCAACUGAAAUCAUUCUUGGGUACGUCCGUCAGAUUCAAGAGUUUGUGGUUUCCCUCUAUGGGCUACGAAAAAUUGAACAUGUCAUGUUACCAAAUGGCCAGUACAGCACGGCUCAAGUCACUGACCUCCACUUGCUUUCCAUGGACUUUCUCAACCUCCUCACACCUGAGAUCCUGCAGAACCUCACUCAGGCUGGACCAGAUGCUGCCCAGGACAUCGUUAUCCAGAAAUUUGUAGCAUUCCUGCCAAAGGAAAUCCAAAGUGACGCUGCUCAGUUUCUUCAGGAUUUCAAGGCUCUGCAGAGUAAUAUAACCAAAUGUGCAGCAGGCGAGGACUGUCUGGCUGGAUUUUCAGAAAUCUCUAAAUUUCUGGAUCAGAUAUUAGACAUGAUGCUCACAGCCAAUGGGACUGUCACCAUCAAAAUUGGUCCAUUUGGUUUGGGGGAUAAAGAAUAUGAAAACACAGCUUCCUUGGUUUUCUCAUUGCUCCUGUCACCAAAUGAUGCUGCCUCUCUGGAAACAUUCAAGCAGACCCUCCAAUUCAUCAAAUUGGUCAUGAAUACACCAAAUGUUACCGUGUCCGAUGUCCAGAAUGCCCUUACACAGACAAACCUAACCAUUGAGGACCUAAAUGCUAUUGCCCAGCUAGCUGGAGCGUCCAACAUAAAUAAACUCAUGUCAAAUGUAAUCGGGAUUGCAAAUGUUGAGAGCUGUUUUGAACCCCAGAAUGACAUCAUGGUAACAACCAAGUGUGUUACGGGACUCAUAGAUAUGUUCAGCAGCUUUCUGACACAGGUACCUUCUCUCCAUAACAACACAGACAUCCUCUCCCUCAUCCCUGUAAUUGUCAAUAAGACUAUCAAUGACUUCACCCAAGUUAACUUCAACUCCGGUCCUAACAUGGUUCUUGUAGACAGCUUGAAUCUCACCCUAACUAAUAUCAAGAUGAGCCUAGACCAGAGCCACCUAAACACUCCAGAGAUCAUGAAUGAAAUAAAAGUGGUAGAGGGUCUGAUACAGUUGAUUGCCGACAUGCAGCCAGUAAACACCUCCCAAAUGACGGACCCUGUGCAAGUCCAGACAGUAUAUCUGAAGCUUAUAGAAUGGUACUUGAAACGGCUGGAAAACAUCACCAGCGAUAGUGCAACCGCAGAGCUCCUUCAUCCUUUCUUUUCCAUCACACAAAUGCAAGUGGCAUUACAGCUGGCACAGACAAAUUUCUCUUUGUUUGUUAGUGACAAGGUCCAGUUCCUAAUAAACAGCCUCCAGGGCCCAAUAGAUGGCACCGUUGUGAGUGAAAUUGGCCAGACAGCAAUUGAGAUUCUUCAGCAUCUGUUGGACUUAAUAGAGGUCAACCUUGAGUCAUGGAAUAACACUGAAGGCUCUGAACAGCACUUCAGUGCAACCAUUCUGCAUUCCACGGCACUCCAAAUUAAGCAGUACCUUGGUCUCAUUGAGAAGUGGAUGACAGAGCCCAAUGUCACAUUGUUCCUUAGCAGUAUGAUCCAAUGGAAAAACUCCACCAUUGCCACCCCUGUGACAGAUCUCCAAUACAUCCUGCAGACAGUGGAAAAUUUUCUCAGUGAUGAUCAGCUGGCCUACCUUUCCAUAGUGAACAAUAUCACAGAGUCUCUAAGCAAAGCUGUGAUGGUGGCAGAGCAACAAGGCCUACAGGAUGAAAGCUUCAUAGCUGCCAUUGUAGAAGUAGUGCAACAUGCUAUACAGAUCCCAAACAUUACUGUUAUCCCACUGUCACAGCAGGAUUUUCUGGAAAUUGUGCAAGAGUCAGUAAAUCUCAUUGUCCAACCAAACAUGAGCUUCGCUUCAGCUAAAAACAUCUCCAUCAUCAUCCUGGAGAAAGUUGAUAGAAUCAUCCAACAAACUGUACCAGAAAUGGUUGCAGAAUACAUGCUUGGCUCACUCAAGUUUGUAAAAACAUAUUUUGAGACCAUCUCUGAAGCCAAUGGACAAGACAACCUGAAUCAGAUAAUUUUCAAUGAAAUGAAGACGCUGCAGAGCCUCCUGUCACAGCAAUCUCCAGUCCAGCCCUACAUUUCUGCCCUCAUUAACAUCACUCAGGUUAUCUUGGAGUAUGGCCAAGGUAACAUGAACUUCUGGGCAGGCUUUGAAAAUGCAUCAGCAGACAAUGCACAACAAAUCAUUCAGCAGUUGGGCAAACUUGUGAGCAUGUUUUGGCCACUGGUUGCGGAAGGCACUGGCUCACAUAUGACUGCUCCAUCCCUGGAGGCUUUUACUCAACUUCUUCCAGUCCUGGAGACCAUAUUAACUGGGAAUGCAGACCAAGACACAUGGAACAAGCUUGAACAGAUGCUGGGAACCCUGUUGUCCACCCUUGAAGGAACAGAGUUAUUGGACAAUUUAACAUCUGUUAUCCCACAGUUUGAAAAAAUGGUUGGAACUUUAGUGGAGAGCAUCCAAGCAGGAAAUGUGAUGAUACAAAGCCUUCAAAUCCCCAUCUUGAACCUGAUGAGAGAAGCUGCACAGUCUUUGAACAACACUCAUUACAAUUUUUCUGAAGUCUUGGAAAAAUUUCAGGUUGCCAUUGAAAGCACAGUGCGGGCCGCUCAGCAGGCUAAUGGCACCUUGGAGUGCAGUGAAGUUCUCAAAGUGUGGGAGACAUUCAGUGAGGCAGCAGGGUUAAGUCCUAACACCAUGGCUGUGUGGUGCAACAUCAGCCUGCAGCCUGUUUUGGAGGCCUAUGCUUCCGCACAGAAUCUCUACUCCCAAAUGAACAUGAGUCAGAUGAUCAUGGGACCAACCAAUGUGAGCGACACAGCUGCUAGGAUUGUAGAAACUGUAAAGUCACUCUACCAAGUCAACAUUUACAACGUACUUGUGAUAAACCAGUUGGUCAUGAAUUUCUCCAACCACCUCUCAAUGCUGGUAGAGCAGUCUAUGAGUCCUGAGGCACAGCUUUACUGGCAAAACCAGCUCCAAGACAUGCAGUUGCAAAACAGUUUGUCUUCCAUCAAAAUGCUCUCAGAUGAAUUGCAUAAUGUGGCCCCCGCCUUGCAGCCCUACAUGGAAGCUCUUGUAAAUGCUACAGGCUACAUCCUGGACAACUAUCAACUACUUCAACAGAGCACAUCAGCCGAGGAGCUCCUCAAAGAAGCAGCAAUGCGCUUCCUUUCCUCUGCAAACAUCUCCUCUUAUGAUAUCUUCUCCACGAGGGCAGGGAACACGACUGCAUCUCUUUACGACUUGACAACAGAAAUUAUCAGACUGAUGAUUAACAUUAAAGCAUUUGGUGAUGAUCCUAUGAUUUACCAAGUCUUGGAGGAAUUUUUGGCAUCCAAUGACACAAAGUUGAUAGCAGAGAAGGUGGCCGAGUUGUCUAUGUGGUUAAACUCCACCGAAGCAUCUGGGCUAGAUCUGCUGAGUGAGGCUCUGUUCAGAUCCUAUGACAUCAUAAGAAGUUUGUCUUCCAUCAAAAUGCUCUCAGAUGAAUUGCAUAAUGUGGCCCCCGCCUUGCAGCCCUACAUGGAAGCUCUUGUGAAUGCUACAGGCUACAUCCUGGACAACUAUCAACUACUUCAACAGAGCACAUCAGCCGAGGAGCUCCUCAAAGAAGCAGCAAUGCGCUUCCUUUCCUCUGCAAACAUCUCCUCUUAUGAUAUCUUCUCCACGACGACAGGGAACACGACUGCAUCUCUUUACGACUUGACAACAGAAAUUAUCAGACUGAUGAUUAACAUUAAAGCAUUUGGUGAUGAUCCUAUGAUUUACCAAGUCUUGGAGGAAUUUUUGGCAUCCAAUGACACAAAGUUGAUAGCAGAGAAGGUGGCCGAGUUGUCUAUGUGGUUAAACUCCACCAAAGCAUCUGGGCUAGAUCUGCUGAGUGAGGCUCUGUUCAGAUCCUAUGACAUCAUAAGAAGUUUGUCUUCCAUCAAAAUGCUCUCAGAUGAAUUGCAUAAUGUGGCCCCCGCCUUGCAGCCCUACAUGGAAGCUCUUGUGAAUGCUACAGGCUACAUCCUGGACAACUAUCAACUACUUCAACAGAGCACAUCAGCCGAGGAGCUCCUCAAAGAAGCAGCAAUGCGCUUCCUUUCCUCUGCAAACAUCUCCUCUUAUGAUAUCUUCUCCACGAGUGCAGGGAACACGACUGCAUCUCUUUACGACUUGACAACAGAAAUUAUCAGACUGAUGAUUAACAUUAAAGCGUUUGGUGAUGAUCCUAUGAUUUACCAAGUCUUGGAGGAAUUUUUGGCAUCCAAUGACACAAAGUUGAUAGCAGAGAAGGUGGCCGAGUUGUCUAUGUGGUUAAACUCCACCAAAGCAUCUGGGCUAGAUCUGCUGAGUGAGGCUCUGUUCAGAUCCUAUGACAUCAUAAGAAGUUUGUCUUCCAUCAAAAUGCUCUCAGAUGAAUUGCAUAAUGUGGCCCCCGCCUUGCAGCCCUACAUGGAAGCUCUUGUGAAUGCUACAGGCUACAUCCUGGACAACUAUCAACUACUUCAACAGAGCACAUCAGCCGAGGAGCUCCUCAAAGAAGCAGCAAUGCGCUUCCUUUCCUCUGCAAACAUCUCCUCUUAUGAUAUCUUCUCCACGAGUGCAGGGAACAUGACUGCAUCUCUUUACGACUUGACAACAGAAAUUAUAAGACUGAUGAUUAACAUUAAAGCAUUUGGUGAUGAUCCUAUGAUUUACCAAGUCUUGGAGGAAUUUUUGGCAUCCAAUGACACAAAGUUGAUAGCAGAGAAGGUGGCCGAGUUGUCUAUGUGGUUAAACUCCACCGAAGCAUCUGGGCUAGAUCUGCUGAGUGAGGCUCUGUUCAGAUCCUAUGACAUCGUAAGGCCUGUCUUGUCUGCCCUGACCAAGAUGAACACGGACAUGCAAGCAACUGUUGAGCUCCUGGAAGACUUAGUAGGAAACGUCAUUGCUAUGUUUAGGCAGUUGGUAAGCACCGGUAAUGUUCCAGACCCCAUGGUCCAAUAUUUGAGUGACUCAGAAAUGACAGGCGGUUACCACACACAUUUGGUCAGACGCAGACGUGAUGCCUCAUUAAUGAUGACAACAGACCCGAUGAAUGACUUCAUAGACCUGUUCUACAUUGACUACCCAACCAUGUUCAAAGCUAUGGCUGUCCCUCCUACAACACCAGAAAUGAUGGAAACAGCCCAUGUGUUCUUUGCCAAUCCUGAUUUGAGCAUUGUGAUGAAGGGAGUUACAAGUGGCAUGCAGUGGGGCUUGAAUGCCUCUCGAGAAGAGACCGUUGAUGCUGCACUUGGGGUACUCUCCUUCCUCACUCUCCCUGACGUCUUUGAAAAGUCGUCAAUGGAUCUCCUCAAGAAUGUGGUGGAUAUGCUUCCUGAUGCCUUACCAUACUCCUCUGUGAUUAAAAGUUUCACCAGAGCACUAGCCAAUGAAUCUCAAGAGAACCUGAUGCUCGUGCAGCAGAUCAUCCAUACAGCUAGUCAGCUUUUCCAGAUCCUCCCAACAGACCCACAGUUUAAAGAAAAUCUAGACCUCCUGAAAUUCCUGGUGUGUAUGUUAGAGGAUACAGAGACUGUACACCUCCUGAUGCAGAGCCUCAACAUAGAGUCCGGUCAGCUUUGUCACACUUUCCUGCCCAGCCUAGAGGUCAUAAUUGAGGGUCUGGUGAUGAACACAACGUCUCUGGUUGAUAUCUUCUAUCAAACUGUAAUCGGGGACCCCAGGAGCUACAAUAUCCACACAGACUGGUCUAGUGUGCUGAGCCAAACUCUGGGCUUUAACAUCAGCAGCGUGAGCUCUCUCAACAUUAACGGCACUUCCUCAAUGAUGACAUUUGGUGAGAUUCUGAAGAAUAAAACAGCUUUUGUUCUGGACGUGCAGCAGUACAUGGAUUUGGAUCCAGCAACUCUUGACCUCCUAAUGAACAGCACGCUCCCAAACAACAAUCUAGUGAUCCUGUCCUGGCUGGUGAACCUGCGUCACUGCCCCUCCACACCACUCGCAAACAUGGAAGAGGCUGAUCUGAUGAAGACCUUCUGCUCUCUGUCUGUUGAACAGUGGUACACAUUGUCACUGCUGAUGACUCGACAUCUAAACGUUGAACAAGUGUUAUACAAAAUGGUUUUGUCUGACGACAUACAGACUGUGGUGGGAAUCAUGGUUUGGGUGGCUGAGGCUAUAACAGACAUGAUGGACAAGAUGCUUCCUGCCAUUAACCAACUGCAAAUCUACCUGAACAACAUCAAAAACCUCAACCUGACAGCCAACAACCAUUUGAACCAAGUGAUGAGGCAGCGGAGGUCCACUACUUCCAGCGCAGGAUCAUUCGUUACCCUUUCUCGAGCGCUGUGCAGCAAUGGUAUCAAGGCUCUUUUUGGAAUCUCCAAGCUGCCCCUCGUCUCAGAUUCGGACCCUUCCUUUACCAACAAUCCACAGAGGGAGGAGAUGAUUGAGAGGUUCAAGAUACCACGGAAUGCCACUCCCUUCUGUAUGAACAUGUACCUGGACAUGGUCAACACCACAGGAGGAGCUAUUGCCUGGGCCUUCCUCAAGCCAAUGCUGAUGGGACAAAUCCUGUACACACCUGAUACACCUAGCACACGAGCCAUAAUAGAGAAGGCCAAUGCCACCUUGCAAGAUUUUGCAAAUGUAAGGCAAUAUUCAGAAGACUGGAUAAAAUCCUCCAAGUACCUCUUUACGUCUGCGAACAAACUCAAAAAGACUUUGCCAAUGCUGCAGAAUUCCCUUGGCAAUCCCUUUGUGAAGAACUUCAUUCAGAUGCAGACAGGCAUCAAUGUAGACAGAAUGCAGGAGACACUCAGCAGCUUCUCUAACAUGACGCUGAUGCUGGAGAAGAACAAAGAGGUAGUGAAUCACAUCAACACCUUAUCCACCUUGAUGGUUGACAUCUCUUCCUGUAUCAAGUUUGACCGAUACCGUGGCUUUGACUCUGCCGACGAGCUCAACAGUGCAGCGCAGGAACUUGCCAAAAACCGUGAUCUCUAUGCAAGUGUGAUCUUCAAGCUUCCCAAAGAUGCAGACUCAUCCAGAAACAAGCGUGAUGCCACAACCUCUCUGCCUCCCGAAGUCAGCUACACUAUCCGCAUGCAUAUGGACAAUGUAAUGCGGACUGACAGAGCCCGGAACCCGUUUUUUGUCAAGGAGUCGUACAUCUCAGCCAGAAACACAAUGCGCUACAACCGGGGAUUCAUCUACCUACAGGAGAGCAUUGAUCGAGCUAUCAUUGAGACACAGACGGGACAGAAAGCCAAAGAGACAGCCGUGCAGCUGCAGCCAUUCCCCUAUCCGUGCUAUCACCGGGAUGAGUACCUGGAGGCCAUCUCUUUUGUCUUCCCUAUCAUGCUGAUGGUAGCCUGGGUGUUGUUUAUUGCCGAUUUCGUGAAGAAACUUGUGCAUGAGAGAGAACUGAGGCUGCAUGAGUACAUGAAAAUGAUGGGAGUCAACACACUCAGUCAUUUCUUUGCCUGGUUCGUGGAGUGUUUUAUCUACCUGCUGGUGACUAUCAUCAUCAUGACACUGGUGCUGAAGCACGGCAAAAUCCUGCCCAACAGUGACGGUUUCCUCAUUUUCCUGUACCUGUGUGACUAUGGCUUGAGCAUCUUAGCUUUCAGUUAUCUUGUCAGCUCCUUCUUUGACAAAACCUACAUCGCCGGCCUGAGUGGCAGCCUGCUUUACAUCCUCUGCUUCUUCCCCUUCAUCAUCGUCACCGCACUGGAGGGCAGUCUAACGCUCAUCCAGAAGAGUGCCUUGGGAUUGUUUUCCCCGACCUGUUUCAGUUACGCCAGUCAGUACAUGUCUCGGUACGAGGCCCAAGGAGAAGGAAUUCAAUGGAGCAACUCAUACUCCUCGCCCAUUGCUGGAGACACAGCCUCGUUCGGUUGGCUGUGCUGGCUGAUGCUCAUCGACUCUAUCCUCUACUUCACCAUUGGGGCUUACAUUCGCACAGUGUUUCCAGGAAAAUAUGGCAUUCCUGCUCCGUGGUACUUCCCAUUCAAACUCUCCUUCUGGGCUGACCUGUGCUGUGUUCGACCAAAGAAGAAUACGGCCAAAGGACUUCUCUUCACAAACAUCAUGCAGAAUGACCAGCUUGCCUUCUCCAAUGACAAGGGAAAAGGAAAGAGCGCUCUUUCCACCAAGACUGGGGAAGACUUCUCAGAGCUCCCAGUUGGCGUUGCUCUCCAUGGUCUCACCAAGAUCUAUGGUGACCAAGCGGCUAUUGAAAACCUUAAUGUUUCUUUCUAUGAGGGCCACGUCACCUCACUGCUCGGUCACAAUGGAGCUGGAAAGACUACCACCAUGUCUCUUCUUACUGGGCUUUUUGCCCCGUCUUCGGGAACCAUAGAGGUUUACGAUAGAGACAUGCAGACAAACAUUGAGAACGUUCGCAGGGAGCUAGGAGUCUGCAUGCAGUAUGACGUCCUGUUUGAUCACAUGACCACCAAGGAGCACCUGCUGCUGUAUGGACAGAUCAAGGCCCCACACUGGUCAGACAGAGAACUACAUGAACAAGUCCGCACGAUCCUAGAGGACACGGGGAUGUAUGCUCACAGACACAAGCGGGUGGGCACCCUAUCAGGCGGCAUGAAGCGCAAGCUGUCAAUCUCCAUCGCCUUCAUAGGGGGCUCUCGCGUGGUGGUUCUGGAUGAACCCACUACAGGAGUCGAUCCCUGCUCCAGGCGCAACAUCUGGGACAUUGUAAUCCAGCACAAGAAAAACCGCACAAUCAUCAUGUCCACCCACCACCUGGACGAAGCAGAAGUGCUGAGUGACCGCAUCGUCUUCCUGGAGAAAGGAGGAUUAAAAUGCUGUGGAUCCCCAUUCUACUUGAAAGAAAAGCUAGGCCAAGGCUACAAACUCACCCUCACCAAAAAGGUGCAAAACACAGAAAAUAAACAGAUUGACAGCGCUGAAGUUAAAGCCUUUGUCCAAGCCCAUGUACCUGAAGCACGACUGAAAGAAGCCCAGGGCAAUGAUUUGGUCUACUCCCUGCCACCCUUCAACUCAUCCAACGCCUCCUCAUACCGCUCUCUGCUUACCGCACUGGACUCCAACCUGGAUGCUCUACAGUUGGGGGGCUAUGGUAUCUCUGACACCACACUAGAGGAGGUGUUCCUCCAACUGACUCAUGGACAGACAGAAGCUAAAGCUGAGCAUGGCCUCCCAUCUAUAUCAGAGACGGUUUCCGACACUAUAUCCAUCGACAGCUUGUCUUUAGACGACAGUGACAGCGACAGGAUCAAACUCACCAGUUCAUCCACAGUGACCGGCAUGGCUCUGGCCUGGCAGCAAAUGUCAGCCAUCCUGAUCAAGAGAUUCCACCACAGCCGCAGAGACUGGAAGGGCCUGAUUUCCCAAAUCCUGCUUCCUGUUCUGUUUGUAGUGUUUGCUAUGAGCCUGGGGUCUAUCAAAAGCGACGUGCAGCACUAUCCUGAGCUACAGCUCAGCCCUGCGCUCUACAAGAUUGGACCAAGCUACUCCUUCUUCAGCAACCAGAAUCCCAACUCACAGCGUCUGCCAGACACCAUGAUGUCAUUCCCUGGGAUGGACACCACCUGCCUCAACAAGCCUGAUAAGCUUGACUGCACAAGAAACACAAACAAGUGGAGAUUCAGUGGAAACAGCACGAAAGGAUUCAACAUCUGCAAAUGCACUCAGAAAGAACAGAUUUGUGACAAAGACAACUACCAGCCCCCCCAUACGGAGAUCCCUUCAUCUCAGAUUGUUUAUGAUCUGAAUGGCAUCAAUGUGGAGAACUACCUAGUGGCUACAGCCAAUGACUUCAUAAGGAACAGGUACGGUGGUUUUGCUUUUGGCAUGCCACUCCCAGCGGACUUAAAAAUGGACAUCACAGCAGUGCCCAAAAACCGUACGCUGUCUAAGGUCUGGUUCAACCCUGAGGGUCACCACACAAUGCCAGCAUACUUAAACAGCCUCAACAACUUCAUCCUACGCUCCAAUCUGCCAGCAGACAAGGAUCCACGCAAAUAUGCCAUUUCAGUUUACAGCCAACCCUAUUUUGGACGGGCGGAUGAUGAAGAUAUAGUUGUCCAGGGAUUGCUCCACAUCCUUGUGGCUGUGUGCAUGCUCACAGGCUUCUCAAUUACAACAGCCAGUUUUGCCAUCUAUGAAGUCACUGAGCACCAAAGAGGGUCCAAGAGGCUUCAGCACAUCGCUGGCAUCAGCGAGUCCUUCUACUGGAUUGUAAACUUCAUCUAUGACAUGGUCAUCUAUUUGGUCCCCGUAGCUGCGACCGUUGUUGUGAUUGCUGCCUUCCAGAUUCCAGCAUUUACAGAACGCCAAAAUUUGGGUGCCGUCACUCUCCUCCUGGUGCUCUUUGGGUUUUCCACCUUCCCAUGGAUGUAUCUGUUUGCCGGGAUCUUCAGGGAUGCAGAGAUGGCCUUUAUCAGCUACGUGUGCAUCAACCUCUUCAUCAGUGUCAACACCAUCUUGACCACCUGCAUCCUCUACUUUCUGGGUCAAAUAUCAAUGCACAAUCCUGAGGCAAUCCAGGAAAUCUUCCAGAAGCUGAGCUACGCCUUCCUCAUCUUCCCCCAGUUCAGCUUUGGGAACGGGCUGAUGGAACUGGCCAGAAGUGACAUAGAGGUCCAGAUUCUCAGUGGCUAUGGAGUCGAUACCUAUAAGAACCCAUUCUCCACAGAAUGUCUGGGAUGGAUGUUCAUCUCCUCCAUCAUCCAGGGCCUGGUCUUCUUCACGCUGCGCCUCUUGAUCAACAAGUCUCUAAUGCGCAAAGUCAGGCGUCUAAUUUGCUACAUCAAGACUGUGCCCCAGGCGGCUUAUGAUGAUGAUCAGGAUGAGGAUGUGGUGUCUGAGCAUCUCAGAGUGGCCAGUGGAGCAGCCAGCUCAGACAUACUGCAAGUCAAAAGGCUCACAAAGGUCUAUCAACACCUCAGUAAGAAGGUCCACGCUGUCAAGAAUCUGUCUGUGGGCAUCCCUGCAGGAGAGUGCUUUGGCUUGCUGGGAGUGAACGGAGCAGGAAAAACUACCACCUUCAAGAUGCUGACUGGAGACGUUAGCCCCACUGAUGGCACUGCACAGAUCAAGGACUGGGAUGGACGUUUGGUAGACAUCAUGGAGUGCCGGAAACAGGGAAUUAACAUCGGCUACUGUCCUCAAGUGGAUGCACUGGAUGAUUUGCUCACUGGAGAAGAGCAUUUGUACUUCUACGCUCGCAUACGUGGCAUCUCAAAGUGGGAGACAGACCGGCUGGUGAACUACCUACUGAAGAGGCUGCAGCUCAACUACCACAGAAACAUCAUUACCGACGGUUACAGUUGUGGCACCCGAAGGAAGCUCUCUACAGCGCUGGCUCUCAUCGGGAAUCCACAAAUCCUUCUCCUGGAUGAGCCAAGCUCUGGCAUGGACCCUCGUACUAAGCGUCAUCUAUGGAAAAUCAUCUCUGAGGAAGUGAAAGGAAAGUGUGCCGUGGUUCUCACAUCCCACAGCAUGGAGGAAUGUGAGGCACUGUGCAGCCGUCUUGCCAUCAUGGUGAAAGGUCAGUUCCGAUGCCUGGGCUCCCUGCAGCACAUUAAGAACAGGUUUGGCAGUGGGUUCACUGUGAAGAUGUACUUGGCUGAGGCCUCCUGUGACGUAGGGAAAAUCACUAGCUUCAUGCAGCGCAGAUUCCCCAGCACUUAUCUCAAGGACCAGCACUCGACUGUGGUGGAGUACCACGUCCCAUUUGCUCCUGGAGGUUUGGCUGACAUCUUCAACCAGCUGGAGUCCAACAAGACUGCUCUGCAGAUCAAGCACUUCUCUGUGAGCCAGACCACACUGGAUGAGGUCUUCAUCAAUUUCGCCAUGGGGAAGAUCGGCAUGGAAACCAUACCAAUUGAUGCCGAAGAUGAAAAUGAAGUACAAGCAUAGAGCUGACUGCCAUCUUUAGUGUGUGUCCAUUCACACUAAAUCUGACCUUAAUAUAGUGACUUAAAUGUUUGUGGGUUCUUUUUAGGAAUAUCAUUUUUUAGUCUCUUGACUGUGAAUAUGAAGGUUAAAUUACACUUUUUUUCUUACCAAAUCAAACUGUUGAUGAAAAGCAUAAGAAUACAUGGCCAGUCUGCAUACAUGCGUAGAUGAAGUGAAUAAUUACUCUUCUACAUAACACUGUUUGCAUGUUCACUUUGAAUCAUUCAU